GUGCAAUGGAUAUCACCCGAGUUAUCAACCCAUUCUCACCCACCACAUCCUGAAUAGCCUCCAGCUAACCCAGAGUCUUCAAUUUCCGUCCCCUUGGAACGUGUGGUUUUGAUAGAGUGGGAUUAAUUUUGCACCCCCUCAGUUCACAGCUGAUCUCUCUCAGUUUCCACUUAGCACAUGCAGCCGGAGUUUGUGUCCCCGCCUCGUUAAGACAAAGCACAACACCAUGGCCUGGGACUCAAAGUCGUCGCGCCAGAGGCAAAGCAGCGCUGCAUCCGGGACCAAAAACAUAGCCAUACAUGCCAGGCAACAGUCAAGACGAGUGGUCACGCCUCAGUCUCCCCACGUGGCCGACCCCUUCCUCCAGGACUUCCUCAGCCCGUCGUUUGAUCCCGCUGCAUACCUCAACGCUACGCUCCCACCAUUGCAGACCUCCACCAGGACCUCGGUGAGCCUCGGUGCAAGCCAGGGCGCGGUACCGCUCGCAGAGCUCUCCGUUCAGGCUCAGGCUGUUCUCUCACAGCUCAAUGCCCACACCACCCGGCUGACCAACACCCUGACCGAGCUCACCAACGAUAUCCUCAGGAGCGGCGGUCGCCUAGCCUACGAGGUGGAGCUUCUACGGGGCGAGACACUAGGGCUGGCCGAGGCUCUUGCCGAGGGACUGGAAGACGACAUCGCCGUGUUCGUGCCGGGCGGCAUCCGCGACAGCCUCGCCGAGCCGAGGACGGCGGCCGACAGCCAUGGCGCACAUUCGCAUCAGCGGCGGAUGUCGGUCCUCGCGUCUGCGGCGCCGCCAGCAGCUGCGGUAGCUGCUGUGCCUGCAACCGACACCACAGCUGCUCCAUCUGGCCCAGCGGAAACACCUGCGCCGGACGAGCCGCCCUACAUGGCACAGCUGCGCACGCUGACGCUGGUGCGGUCCCGCCUCGACUCUGUCAUCAAGACGUUCGGCGACGCCAUGGAGUUUGUGUUCCCACCCUCCGAGGUCUCGGUCAGCUCGUCGUUCCUGUCCGUCUCGGCACCCGACGCCGGCGGCGAGAACCACAGCACCGAGGAGAAAGGGCAGCAGGUGCUCCAGGCGCUCCGGGACGAGAUAUCCCGUCUUCUCAACAAUCCUUCCGACCCAAUCAAGGGCAUCGAGGACGCCGCCCACCGGAUCGAAGAGCUCAAGGAGCUGGCCAUUGUGUGGAAAGGCACCGCCGAGGAGAAGGGGCGCACCAAGUUCAUCGAUAGUCUCGCCAAGAUGGUGGAGGACAGGCACAGGGAGCUUCUGCGGGAGGCAGAGCAGUCUAGUCGGCGGGAUACCGCCAGAGCACAAGCGGAAGCAGCCGCAGGCAAAGCUGGCGCAGACACCGACGCUGGGCAGUCAGAGGCCAAGGGGUACGGCGCGUACGGCCUCAUUAGCCAGCUUCAGAAACUGAGAAGCGGGAUAUGAUGGGUGGUUGGUCGGUCGGAUGAAUGUCCGGCUCGCUCUCUGGUGGUGUUCUCUUCGUCACUGUGUCUGGUACACAUCGAUUCGAGAACCGAAUUCUG
Molecule: messenger RNA, 1536 nt
Organism: Thermothielavioides terrestris NRRL 8126
Lineage: Eukaryota; Fungi; Ascomycota; Sordariomycetes; Sordariales; Chaetomiaceae
Exons: 1
Coding region: 227-1438 (403 amino acids)
Source: RefSeq, a predicted model, not a curated record